CGAAAGUUCACUUCGUAGUUCUCGUAAAAUUCUAUGAGUACUGCUAGCACUUUGAAUGAGCCGAAUACCACCCACCCGGUAAGCCAAGGCGACGAGAAGUCUUUAUGGGGAAAUGCUCGGCAAGAUGUAAACACUUUGAAGGAAGCAGAGCAUCUAGGUAAAGGAUACUAUACUAACGUAUCACCGAACGAACUUAAUCGUGAGCUUGAGAAGGCGGAGGAAGACAAAUUUCUCGUCGAGCUGGACGAUGGCGACGAUCCAAAGAAGUUAUCAACAGCAUAUAAGUGGUAUAUUACGCUCCUCGCUGGUAUGCAGAUCCUCAACGCGACGUAUUCAAGUUCAGUCGUCUCAAGUGCCUUCUCGCUAAUUGGCGAGGAAUACAACCAGGUACAAGAAGUCGUCGUACUUACUGUAUCACUAUUUCUCGCAGGAUAUGUCUUCGGACCACUUCUGUGGGCUGUAAUUGGCGAGCUUGUCGGUCGGAAGUUGACGUACAUCUCUUAUCUCGUUUUGUUUAUUGUUUUCAAUAUACCCUGCGCACUCGCACCUAAUGUUACCUGCUUAAUUAUAUGCAGAUUCAUAUGCGGUUGUGCUGCCGCAGCUUCCAUGGUUACCUCAGGUGGUGUACUUGCUGAUAUCUGGGAACCUAUCAGACGUGGUCGUCCAAUGGCGCUCUACAGUAUGUGUCCAUUUGCAGGACCUGUUUUAGGACCUAUUGCAUCUGGUUUUAUUGUUGACUACGCCAGUGAUUAUAAGUGGAUCUACUGGUCGCAAAUGGUUUUUGGUGGAUGCUGCCUCAUAGGUGUUAUAUUUAGUUUCCCUGAGACAAUGACACAGGUGAUACUUAUAAAGAAAGCCAAAAAGCUUCGAAAAGAGACAGGCGACAAGCGCUAUCACACAUUUAGCGAGUUAAAUGCACCACCAUUCAAGCAGCAGCUCAAAAUAGCAUGGCAGAGGCCCUUUAGGAUGUUAGUACGCGAACCAAUCCUGAUAAUUACGUCGCUAUAUAUUGGUGUCGUAUAUGGUGUUCUUUACCUUUCGUUCGAAAUGUUUCCGUAUGUCUUCCGCGGAGAUUAUCAGUUCACCGUCUGGCAAUCAGGCCUGACGUUCUGUUCGGUGGCUAUAGGAUUGUUGAUUUCUUACGUCGUUAAUUUGCUUUUCGAUAAGCGAUAUUUGCGUAUAGCCAAGAAGAGUAUCCGCGAGACGGGUCAAAGGCCUGAUCCGGAGAUACGUUUCUUACCGGCAAUUUUCAUUGGCGGGCCAUGCUUCGCUAUCGGAUUGUUCUGGUUUGCGUGGACGGCGGGCAGGACACACUGGCUCGCACCCUGCGCAGCUGGCGUUGUCCUAGGUGCUGGUGUCGUUCUUAUCUUCAUUUCUUUGCUUUCGUAUGUUUCGGAUGCCUACACUCUGUAUGCAAGUAGCGCCUUGGCAGCAAAUACCGUCGUUAGAUCGAUUUUUGGUGCCGUAUUCCCCCUAUUUGCUUUGCAGAUGUUCGAUAGGUUGACUAUAAGUUGGAGUGGUACUCUUCUUGCCCUCAUCGGAUGUGCGUUGAUGCCUUUCCCUGUACUGUUCCAUCGAUUUGGAAAGAAGAUACGUAAUAAAUCAGACUAUGCUAGGAAGUGAAUUAUCGUCAUUACAAUAAUUAACGUAUAGACUAAUAAAUAGUGUUACAUGCAUUUUUUCAUUACAUUAUCACAAUCCGUGUUGUAAAACAAAGGAAGAAAACAAAGCCUACCUACAUCUAAUUAGCCGAUGGUUGUAUUUCAUAUGAAAAUUCUGUUGGUGCCUGCCACCGGUUAUUAGCAGUAGUACCUCGAUCAUCAACGGCCAAAUGUCAGAUUAUCAAACUUUGUUGAAAUCAAUAAAAGAUAAAGGAAUUGUUUUCACAUCAUCUAAAGAUGUCGAAGCCGUUGUAGAAUACGCAAGAAAUGGUGCGAGAAUUCUCGUAGGAUGUGAAAGCGAGGAAUCAGCGCAGAAAUUCCAAGGGAUUGAUAACGUUAAAACUAGUCAACUCAACGUCAGUGAUUUCGGACAACUCGCAUCCUUCUUUGACAACGCUCUGAAAUAUCUCGGUAACGUUGAUAUAAUCGUAGCGAACUCAACACGUAGAGAAGCACAGAACAUAUUUAGUAUUGAGAACAAAACUCCUACGAGUCAAAAACCAGAUUUGUCUAUCGUGAACAACAACGUAUAUGGAAUUCUCUACACUGUACAUACUGGUGCUAAUGCUUUGAGAAAGAAUCCAAGCAAUGAUAAGGCUAUUGUUUUCGAUGGUGAUGGUGACGCUGGACCUGUAGACAUCGAAAACGCGAUUUUGCAUGCUUCACUGGAGCCUAAUUUCUCAUGUACUCACGCUAUGUUCACCUCAGGUGUUUCAGAAGGCUGGAGAUCCAAUAUCAUCAAUCCAAAGCAGGCACUCGACAAAGAUACACUCGCUACCGCUGAAAAGUACGACCUCACCGGUGUAGAAAAUGAAAAAUUCUCACGGAGGCAUGCAAUCCUCGUUGCAGCAACUAUGCAAUCCACGCCUGCCAGUGUAAUCGUCGAUGAGACCGGAUUAUCUACUAUACCUCACCCAAUCAUCAGAAUGUACGGUAUUGAAAAACUCAAAAUGAGACUUCGCAUAUUGGGUAAAAUUGCAGUAGCUGUACGCACCGGUAAGGUCAAGAAGUGGGCCACUGCUGCCUUAAUUUUUGGAUGUACAACAGCUCUCGCUCGUAGAUUUUUAUAGAUUAAUGUCAUUAAUUAGAAGAUACACUGCAUAAUUGAAUAAAUGCGAUGAGUGGAAAAUACGUUUGUAACAACUUAGGUAUCUCUUAAGUGUGUAAGGAGACUUCUCUUCGAGGAGCUGCUCAGUAUGCAUAUAUAUCCUUACGUUGAUAUUUUCAUAUAGGUAUCGCUAGGUUGGUCUGUAAUCACUUCUAGUGACCCGAGAGAUGCAAAUGUGCAGUUACAAUUCAUGUUAAUUGACACGAAUGCCAAUCUUUCCUUUUCUUUAGUUUACAAAAUACUUCUAAUUCUUUUGAGUGGUGGUAACGUUGAGACUAUCAGAGUGUUGAACUAUAUAUUGACACGCAUCGUUGCGUAAUCAUAUCAAUUUGAAUAAAUAGUCGUCAAUUUCACGAUAUCACAAUGAAUGGAGUGAACUUAGAAACAUCUCAUGCGAUUCAGAAAGUCCCAUCGGUUGGCAGUAUGUCCUUCUUAUUACCUUUCUCAUAGUCUAAGGACCGACAUCUCUAAAGCGGAUGUAGUUCAUGACAAGAAGCAGUAUUCCGACCAUCAACCUAGGGUGUAUCUUGCAAAUUUUACUCAAAUUAACUGCUCUGAAAAGUUGGUAUCAUGAAAUAUGAUGCAUUUUAUUUCAUUUGAAAAAGUAUAGUUUCUCUAAAAUUUAGUAACUUACUUGAAACGAAGACUUAACCACGCAAUAUGAUAAAUUUAGGUGGUUUUACAAUCAGUUCUUUGAAAUUAGAUCUCUGAAAAUACUGUCUCUAAUCAUUUAUAGCCAUUUUGAAGUUAUUGUGAUUGCAUUCCGAUUUCAAUUCGUGGUGGAGGUGAGAGAUUAAACAUUAAUAGUAAUGCGUAAAUCAUCUUUGAUUGCCUAACUGCAACUUAUGAGUAUAGAAUGCAAUUACAUCCUUAUUUGUAGUAACAGUUGCCUAGAUCGCCUGUUAUCUCUCUGUGCCGUCGAAACUUACACGUUUGUUUUAACCACCACCUCGUAAAAUGACAAAUAACUAAAGCAAGAAGUGUAGAACAUCAGUUUCAGUGUAUUUGACAUCUCUUGAAUACUUGUAUUGGAAGGUCAAACUUGAAUUACCCUAGCAAUCACUCUAUGUAUAGAUCUAAAGUUGCACAAUGGAUAGGAUCCGACAAUUAGAUUGAAUAAUCACCAUAAUGACACUUGACUUCAGCUUUUCGUUUCUGUUGAAAUAUAUAGGAAAGCUCCAAAUGAGCUGUAUCAUGUAUUAUACAGCAAAUCUGUCAAAUACCCAAGCUCAACAAUGAUUACAAAGCUUUUAAUAGCGUAACUAUUUAUAUGCAAUGCAAUUUCUAUACCUAAUGCGAAAUAUGGCUUCGUGUUAUGCUAAUUUUAUUCUAUCUCCUGUUCGAGGUAUAAUGACGGGAAUACCUUGGUAGCAAUAUAUCCUUUGCUCAACAGUAAUACUAUUGGACGGCACCGUCUCUGAUAUAUAUAGUUGCCUACUGAAAGGGCAUUAAAUGAGUUCCUCCUGUGUUCUAGGGAGUGAUAUAACAAUGAUGUUUUUGAUAUCAAGAAAUGAAGGCAAAUCUUAUGCGUUUCAAGCGAUAUCAAUAUAGUAUAAAACACGUAAGUAUAGCCUCCUACUUAGAUAUAAUCUGUAUGCCAUGCGAGACGACAGUUAUAGGUUGCGUUUGUAUAGAGAUCGAAAACAACUUGGAGCUCAACGACGCAUAUCCCCAUAAUGGUAGCACGUUGAAUCUCCCCUGAUAGCUAAAUAUAUCGCUGAGUUAGUGGUUGGGUGGCCAUGCGGAUGCUGAGCUUAUCCGAGAUGUUGCAAUUAUUAGAGAAUGAUGACCCUGUGGUAUAAUCUUGCAGCUCGCAAUAUAAUGAAGCUAGUCGGGAUUUUAUGUAUGUUGAACUGUCGCCACUUCAUGGCACACCGGAGAGAUGUGUCGAUGCAUCCAGAACUUAUAUACCGAUCAGCCAUUUCUGUUCUGUUAUCAUAGCUUCUUGAAAUGUGUCCAUCAAGACGACAGAAGGAGAGUGUGGACGUGAAUGAAUUGCUAUCGCCAGAAAGAGAACCGAGAAGAUAUGAGCUAAUUGUUCUACAGCACCCAGAGAUCGCUAGAGCUUCAUCGUCUACCGAGAGAGAUAGACGUGUUGUAGACCCACCUACGAUUCUACAACUCAAGAUAUAUGAUAAAAAAGGCUUAAUAGAUGAUAGCGCCCUAAGGUCACCAUACUGGGUUGUACAGGCCUUAUUACAAGGAAAUUACGACAAACCAGCUUCCCAGUUGCUACAAGGACAGCUAACAUCAUCAGCGUCGUAUGUUACAAAUGGCUUCGCACAUAGCGCAGGGUGUUACUUUUACUUCAGGUGUGCAAGUUGCUAAAUUCUAGACGAAUGUUAAAUUCACUCACAGUGAUCUUGCUAUUACAGAACCGGGCGUUUAUCAUCUCAAAUAUAUUCUCACCACUGUAUAUGCUUUUCCUGGUACAGCAAAUGAGCUACCUGUACUUGCUGAAUCAUUUUCAAAACCUAUCAGGGCAUCUUUACCGAAAGACUUCCCUGGUAUGUCAGCAUCAUCAGAAUUAGCGAAAAGUCUAGCGGAACACAGCGUUGGGCUAUCCAUAAGGAAUAUGGAUUAUCGUAAUCGCUGAAAUUAGAACUAAUUAUAUCCAAUAAUGCUUAUUUAAUGAUUUAAUGAACAGAAGUGAUGUCGUGGUAUACUUAAUAUUUUUUCUAUUUAAGACCGCUAGUGCAAAGUAUGGAUUUUACUGUGAUCUCAUCAAAUAUUCGGACGUCAAGUAAAAGUUUUUUCGUUUAUUAUACGGAAUGCAAAGUAACCUACUGUAUUCUAAGCGCCUAAUAAUCGUAUACUAUGCUAGAUACUCCGCUAUGUUCCAACUUUCGCGUCGAAAUAACAUGGGCGCGCAUGUCGAUCAUCUUUAUCUACCAUAGGAUUCUCUGUGUGAAGGUAAAAAGUAAUAGCGCUCACUACUGUCUACGCUGAUUUUGUAUCAUUUCGUUCAGAUAAGUAGCU
Messenger RNA from Wallemia mellicola CBS 633.66, 5748 nucleotides. Its product is annotated as MFS general substrate transporter. The transcript is spliced from 10 exons. The record is from RefSeq and is a predicted model, not a curated record. NCBI's taxonomy places the organism in Eukaryota, Fungi, Basidiomycota, Wallemiomycetes, Wallemiales, Wallemiaceae. Gene Ontology annotation, molecular function: transmembrane transporter activity. Gene Ontology annotation, biological process: transmembrane transport. Bases 34 to 1623 code for a protein of 529 amino acids.